Corylus avellana is the source of this 1122-nucleotide messenger RNA. NCBI's taxonomy places the organism in Eukaryota, Viridiplantae, Streptophyta, Magnoliopsida, Fagales, Betulaceae. The record is from RefSeq and is a predicted model, not a curated record.
AUGAAAGAAGGCAUCUUCAAGGGAUCACUAUAUGACGUCGCACUGGGCAUCAAUACAUUUGGCGCUUUGCAUGUUUCGGGCUUUGCCAAGAAUUGUAUCAACUUAAAAUUGCUCCUCCAUGUAUCAACCGCCUAUGUGUGUGGCGAAAAGAAGGGGCAAAUACUAGAGAGCACAUUUCAGAUGGAAGAGACGCUCAAUGGAAGCUCAAGAUUAGAUAUCAAAGCAGAGAAACAACUUGUGGAGGAGUACCUAGACAAACUACGAGGACAAGGUGCCACUGACAGAGCCAUCACAUCAACCAUGAAGGACCUUGGAAUUAAAAGGGCAAGACUAUAUGGAUGGCCAAACACCUAUGUCUAUACAAAGGCAAUGGGGGAGAUGCUUUUAGGACACUUUCGAGAGAACCUGCCCCUUGUUAUCAUACGACCCGCCAUGGUAUCCAGUACUUACAAAGAGCCAUUUUCUGGUUGGAUUGAAGGCGUGAGAACAAUUGACGGCGUAAUUUCUGCCUACGGUAAAGGGAAAUUGAAAUGCUUUAUUGGCCAUCAUGAGACAAUCCUUGAUAUAAUACCAGCAGACAUGGUGGUAAAUUGUAUGAUUGUGGCCAUGGUGGCUUAUGCAAAUCAAUCUUCUGAGAUCAUCCUCCAUGUUGGGUCUUCUUGGAGAAAUCCAAUAAAAUUUUCAAGUUUUAGGAAUCUCAUGGUUCGGUACUUUGCUGAAAAUCCAUUGGUUAGUAAAAAUGGAAAAUCAAUCAAAGUUGACAAGGCGACAGUAGUGUUAAGCAGUAUGGCUAGUUUUCGUGCAUACAUGGCUAUUCGGUAUUUGAUGCCACUCAAGGCAUUUCAAAUUGCGAAUGCAAUUAUUUGCCAAUACAAUCAGGAUAUGAUUAUUGAUCUUAAGCGGAAGAUAAAGUCAGGGAUACGAUUAGCUGAACUUUACAAACCAUAUGUUUUCUUUACGGGCAGAUUUGAUGACUCAAACACAGAAAAGCUUCGAAUGGCUACAAGUGAGGGUGGUGUCGAUUCACAUUUGUUUGACUUUGAUCCAAAGUGCAUUGACUGGGAAGACUAUCUUAUGAAUACACAUAUACCUGGCCUCAUAAAGUAUGCAUUGAAAAUAUAA